AUGUCGUCUCCAAAGUACGAGAAGCCGGAGGUGGUCUCCAUCUCACCUCUUCUCCAACGUCUGGCCUACCCCGCUACCGCCGAGAUUCGAGUCAGCGCAGAAGACAUUGCGUCUGCAUUUGCGCUGAUCUUUGAGGAUCGAUUGUCGGACAUUCAGACCGCGGCCCUCCUUACCCUACUACACUCCACGGGGAAGGACAGACAGGCUGAUGUCAUUGCCAAAUGCUCCCAUCGCAUGCGAGAGGCAGCUUGCCAGAUUGAGAAACCCGAGUUGAAGAAGGUUGUCAAAGCUCGUGGAAGGCGCGAAGGAAACUACCACGGUGGCCUGUGCGAUAUCGUCGGAACCGGCGGAGAUUCUCACUCAACCUUCAACGUCUCCACUACCUCCUCCAUUAUUGCCUCGCCGCUUUUGAUGACAGCCAAGCAUGGCAACCGUGCCCAGACCUCUUUCUCAGGGUCCGCCGACGUCUUGAAUGCCAUCCAGCCCAUCCCUCCCAAGAUCUCCGCAGUCAACGCGACCAACGUGGCGAAGGUCUACGAGAAGACCAACUAUGCCUUCCUCUUUGCGCCCAACUUCCACCCCGGUAUGAUGUACGCCAACCCCGUCCGACGUGGUCUGGGUCUGAGGACAAUCUUCAACCUGAUGGGACCCCUAGCCAACCCCAUCGACUGGGCUAUCGAGGCACGAGUCGUCGGCGUGGCAUACCAGAGCCUGGGUCCGGUCUUUGUCGAUGCUCUCAAACAGGCCGGUGCCAAGAAGGCACUGGUGGUUUGCGGCGAGGAGGAUAUGGAUGAGAUCAGUUGCGCAGGCCCAACCAACUGCUGGAGGCUUUCAGAGUACCCCAACCCGGCGUAUAAACCAUCCGAAGGUGCCGAGGACGACUCGAGUGACGAUGAAGAGGAGAACCCCAAGACGCUAGUCAAGGUCGACACAUUCCAGCUUCACCCUUCAGACUUUGGUCUCCCCGUUCACCCUCUCACCGAGGUUUAUGGUCGCAAGAUGCCCAAGGACAACGCAGCUAAGCUGAUGAGCAUCCUCCACAACGAGCUUCCUCGGGACGAUCCCAUUCUAGAGUUUGUGCUCAUGAACGUUGCCGCUCUUCUCGUCACCGCCGGUGUUUGCGAGGCUGAGACCUCCAACAUGGGUUCUGGCGAUGAUGGCAAGGUCAUCACCGAGCGUGGGCCCGGCGGUGGCCGCUGGAAGGAGGGAUUGCGCCGCGCACGCUGGGCGAUUGAAAGUGGCGAGGCUCUCAAGAAUCUGGAGCAAUUCAUUGAAGUCACAAAUCAGCUGGAGUAA
Messenger RNA from Penicillium cataractarum, 1296 nucleotides. Its product is annotated as anthranilate phosphoribosyltransferase. Gene Ontology annotation, biological process: L-tryptophan biosynthetic process. Gene Ontology annotation, molecular function: anthranilate phosphoribosyltransferase activity. The transcript is spliced from 2 exons. NCBI's taxonomy places the organism in Eukaryota, Fungi, Ascomycota, Eurotiomycetes, Eurotiales, Aspergillaceae. The record is from RefSeq and is a predicted model, not a curated record. Gene Ontology annotation, cellular component: cytosol. Bases 1 to 1296 code for a protein of 431 amino acids.